AUGAACCGCAACCCUGAGGCAGAAAAGCACAGGUCACUCUCCAUGACCACGCUGCGAAGAGGAACCUCCCCCACCCACAGGAAAGCCCAGCCCCCCACCACCACCCCAGAGGCCCUGUCCUUCUCACAAGCAGUUGCUCGAACUGGCCGGCCGCCACAUUCAAAACCACCUCAGCCAUCUUCAGCCUUUGAGACCAACCAACACUGCCUGGCCAAUGGGCAUCCGCGGGCCUCCCACACCUACCUUGCUCUGGGCUUCUAUUUCAACUGGGACAACACAGCUCUGGAGGGCGUGUGCCACUGCUUCUGUGGGUUGGCCAAGAAGGGAGAGGGAGCCGAGUGCCUCUUAAAGAUGCAAAACCAGCACCAGGGCCUCGUUCUCUUCCAGGAUGUGCGGAAGCCGCCCCAAGGUGAGUGGAGUGAGACUCAGGACAUCAUGGAAGCCACCGUGGUCCCGGAGAAGAACCUGAACCAGGCCCUUUGGGAUCUGCAUGCCCUGGGUUCUACCCACGCAGACCCUCAUCUCUGUGACUUCCUGGAGAACCACUUCCUGGAUGAAGAGGUGAAACUCAUCAAAAAGAUGGGCAACCACCUGACUCACCGCUGCAGGCUGACCAGGCCCCAGGCUGGGCUGGUUGAGUAUCUCUUCGAAAGGCUCAAGCAUGACUAG
This is a messenger RNA of Phyllostomus discolor (pale spear-nosed bat), 669 nucleotides long. Its product is annotated as ferritin light chain-like. Gene Ontology annotation, biological process: iron ion transport; intracellular iron ion homeostasis. The record is from RefSeq and is a predicted model, not a curated record. The transcript has 3 exons. The coding region runs from base 1 to 669 and encodes 222 amino acids. Gene Ontology annotation, molecular function: ferric iron binding; ferrous iron binding. Gene Ontology annotation, cellular component: cytoplasm. NCBI's taxonomy places the organism in Eukaryota, Metazoa, Chordata, Mammalia, Chiroptera, Phyllostomidae.